Messenger RNA from Triticum aestivum (bread wheat), 1858 nucleotides. RefSeq names its product kelch repeat-containing protein At3g27220. The transcript is spliced from 7 exons. Bases 193 to 1440 code for a protein of 415 amino acids. Lineage: Eukaryota; Viridiplantae; Streptophyta; Magnoliopsida; Poales; Poaceae. Gene Ontology annotation, molecular function: protein binding. The record is from RefSeq and is a predicted model, not a curated record.
CAUCCCGCGAGGGCUGGCAAGCAAACCCGUCCAGUUGCCCUAAGAAUGAAACCGCGGGCUCACCCGCCCACGCUCCGGCGGCCGCCCACGAUUUUCCCCUCCUCCCACACCGGGCAGCGUCUCUCGCUCCGACCGCCUUUAUUUCGCCAAUGACGCCGGCUCUCCCCUCCUACACGCCGAUUCCUUUCCACCAUGGCUGCGCCGGCGCCGCCGACCACAAGCUCCAAGCCGCCCCUCCCCCCGCGCCUCGCCGUGCCGCUCGCCCUCGCGCUCCUCCUCGCUCUCGCAUUCGUUGUCGACUUCCUCUCCUAUUCCUCCGCCAUCAGCCCGGCCUUCUCCCCCUCUUCCAAGACGGUAAAGGAGGGUAAUAAUAAUGACGAUACGAAGCUUCGCAAUGGAUCACCGACGGUGAGGCACCUCAACGCCACGUUCUCAGACCUGCCGGCGCCGCACUGGGACUGGGAGGAGAUGCCGCCGGCGCCCGUUCCCCGGCUUGACGGGGCGUCCGUGCAGAUCGGGGACCUCCUCUACGUCGUCGCAGGGUACGGGAGCCUCGACCAUGUCCAUUCUCAUGUGGAUGUGUACAAUUUCACUUCUAACACAUGGACUGGAAGGUUUGAUAUGCCCAAGAAGAUGUCAAAUUCACAUUUAGGGAUGGCCUCAGAUGGGAGAUAUAUCUAUGCAGUGUCUGGACAAUUUGGUCCACAGUGUCGGCCAGCUGUGAGCCGUAAUUUUGUUCUAGACACAAAGUUAAGGAAGUGGGACGAAUUACCUCCUUUACCUGUUCCUAGGUAUGCACCAGCUACUCAACUUUGGCGUGGGCGGCUUCAUGUGAUGGGUGGUGGCAAAGAAGACCGCCAUGAACCUGGAUUAGAGCACUGGAGCCUUGCUGUGAAGAAUGGCAAAGCAUUGGAGAAUGAGUGGCGAGCUGAAAUACCGAUACCACGUGGUGGACCUCAUAGGGCAUGUGUUGUUGCUAAUGACAAACUCUUUGUAAUUGGUGGUCAAGAGGGAGACUUCAUGCCUAAACCAGGGUCACCUAUUUUUAAAUGCGCAAGGAGGCAUGAGGUUGUUUAUGGUGAUGUGUAUAUGCUGGACAAUGAAGCUAAAUGGAAGCAACUGUCUCCAAUGCCAAAGCCAGAUUCCCACAUAGAAUUUGCAUGGGUCGUUGUUAAUAACUCCAUAGUAAUUGUUGGCGGAACUACCGAGAAGCACCCUAUCACCAAAAAGAUGAUUCUUGUUGGUGAAGUCUUCCGGUUUGAUUUGGAAACAUUGAAAUGGUCAGUCAUUGGUCGUAUGCCUUUCCGGAUCAAGACAGCCUUAGCUGGUUACUGGGAUGGGUGGCUCUAUUUCACUUCUGGGCAGAGGGAUAGGGGACCUGAUAAUCCAACUCCUAAGAAAGUUGUUGGUUCUAUGUGGAGAACGAAACUGCACGUCUAGUGUCCAAUGUUUGAACCAGAGGUUUCUGUAUAUUCUUAACCUCCUCUCUCCGUCCCAAAAUAAGUGUUCUCCCUCCGUAAACUAAUAUAAGAGCGUUUAGAUCACUAAAGUAAUAUAAGAGCGUUUAGAUCACUACUUUAGUGAUCUAAACGCUCUUAUAUUAGUGUACAGAGGGAGUACUAAAGUUAGUACAAAGUUGAGACACUUAUUUUGGGACGGAGGGAGUAUAUGUGUUCCCAUUUUCGAGCAGCUAGAGUUCCUACGAGCUGACUUGUAUUCUGCUUCACCAUUGUGAAUACUGUAUUCCUAUCUUGAGUAUCACUACAAAUCUGAAUUUCUAGGAAACCGGCUUCAAAUUUGGCAGAGGAUUUUAGCCUUGUAAGUAGUUCUGAGUUAUGCAGAAAUUCCUUGUGGAUCA